UUUCGCAUUUCUUUCAUGAAAAAUUGAACCACACAUAAAUGUUCAUAUUUUGCAGAAAAUUGCUCUACCUAUUAAUUAUCAUAAUAAGUAUUACACUUUUAAUACUUCCUCCAUUUUUAUCUAUCACGUAGAUAAACAUUGCGUGCACUCUCCCAUCCACAAAUUCCGAUAAACGCAUACACAUUCUCAGUCCACUUAUCAUAAAUAUGAAAGCUAAAUCUAGUAAUCCUUAAAAUCAUUUUCCCAACUCUUCCGUCCAUAGUGUGUUACAGGCGCCCAUUACUCACCCUUUGCAACUACCAUCGCCCAGUCGUUCGAUCAGUUGGAUCAACGGAUUAUCGAUCGAUCGGAUCGAUCGGGACUAAACUGCAUCAGACUAGCUGGCAUCACUUUUCAACAUCUCAUUCCUACAGAGGAAGAAAGACGGAGCCUUCUCCUUUCACGUCAUUAAUUCACCCCUUUUCAAGAAAUGCUGCUUAGCUACCGAGAAACACGUGAUUGCGUUCGUGAACUCUUGCAAACGCCGCUCAGAGUACACAGCGUUACGCCGAGCCACGAAUUUCGUCGCGAGCAUUUAUCUUCUUUCCGUCCUGCCCUGUGUUCGCUAUUUCAACAGUGUUCUCGCGGUGGAAGUCUGUCUUUAGUAUCACAACGCACCAUAACUGUGUCGUGAACGAGAAUCGCCGAAUUCGCAAAUAGACAGAGGCUAUUUGGCCGUCACUGAUAAAUCGUACUAAGAAACGACACUCAGCUAGGCCGAAGAAGAAUCGCUGAAUUGAUGCUACUGUAAUAAGAGGAGGAACUGAGAGAAAAACGAUGGAGAUUCUGGGAGUGAAAUUCGCUCCGUUAAACGUUCCAUUAAAUCGAAGAUUAGAAACGCUCUCAGCCGCGCUUUGGAUCCUAAUUUGCGCACUUGGAUAUUUCGCGGGAUAUAUUCUCACCGCCUAUUUUCUUUUCUUCACCCAAACCAUGCGCUACUUCGUAUUACUUUACUUCAUCUGGAUGUAUUACGAUUGGAACAAGUUCGAUGUAAGCAAAAUACGGCGAAAAUUCCUGCAGUGGAUUAGAAGCUGCGCGUGGAACCGAUACUUCUGUAACUACUUUCCUAUAAAAUUAGUGAAAACCACUGAUUUGGAUCCGAACAAGUUGUAUUUAUUCUGUAGUUUCCCGCAUGGGAUCGUACCGACAGGAGUUUAUGGUGCAUUCGGAACAGACAUCAUCGGCUGUAGAGAACUUUUCCCGGGUCUCGAUAUUAGGGUCGUCGUACUUGAUCAACUUUUUAAAUCGCCGCUUUUCCGCGAGUAUUUGCACUUAAACGGCGCCCUUGCUAGUACUCCAGAGUGCAUGAAUCAACAACUAUCGACAAGACCUUCGCCACCGUACACCGGAAAGGCGACGGUUCUGGUCCCCGGCGGAGCGGCAGAGGUAUUCGAAUGUAAGCCGGGCACUUACCGCAUCCUGAUAAAAAGGAGGAAAGGCUUUGUAAAGCUCGCGCUGCAAAAUGGAAACCCUCUGGUUCCUGUCUGUUCAUUCGGAGAAACGGAUACUUUCGAUCAAUUGUCCUGGCCAGAUGGCUCGUUCGUGAAGAGACUGCAGGAGUUCAUUCGUAAGAAAAUCGGUAUACCCCUGGUUGUACUGGUUGGUCGGGGAUUCUUCCAAUACACUUUCGGUCUUAUCCCUCGACGGAAACCAAUUACUGUCGUUGUCGGUAGUCCGAUGGAGUUACCAAAGAUAGAAGUACCAACGAGAGAACAAGUCGAGGAAUAUCACGAGAAAUUCGUCAACCACCUGGUGAACCUUUUCGAGCACGAGAAACACAAGUACAUCGAAAACGCGGAUUCGGUGCAUCUUGAAUUUGUAUAGUGAUAUCACGAAAUAAUGAUCAUUUAUGAAAGGAAAGUAGGACAAGAUAUGGAGUACAAUUAUUUUAUCGCUGAAGAUAUUUAUAGUAUUUAAAGGAAAAUAAAUUGUAUAAUAUUUUAA
Bombus huntii is the source of this 1983-nucleotide messenger RNA. Its product is annotated as 2-acylglycerol O-acyltransferase 1-like. Bases 817 to 1863 code for a protein of 348 amino acids. Gene Ontology annotation, biological process: triglyceride biosynthetic process. Gene Ontology annotation, cellular component: endoplasmic reticulum membrane. The transcript is spliced from 6 exons. Lineage: Eukaryota; Metazoa; Arthropoda; Insecta; Hymenoptera; Apidae. Gene Ontology annotation, molecular function: diacylglycerol O-acyltransferase activity. The record is from RefSeq and is a predicted model, not a curated record.